UCGGUGUCGAUAUUAGCUGGCAUCGUGUUCUCUUGAACGAGCGAGGUUUAGUCAAGAAAAAGUUACUACACUUAAUCUUAACAGUUCUUAUCCAGACUAUUCAUCAUCAUGAAAUCAACCAAAGUUAUCACGCUGUUGCUGAUUGCAUCUUUCGCCAUGCUGGCUCUGUUUGAUAUUACCGCCGACGCUGCAGCAUCUGAACAACGUCCGCAACGUCGUCGUCGGCCAUUCCAGGCCGAAGUAGAUGCUGACGGCAACGCAAUUGCGUCACCAGCUACUCCUCGAUUUCCUUUUUUAAAUCAACGAAGAGCAAAUGGCAAGGUCAACCAAGCUGCUGCCUCAGGAACCGGCAUUAAUACUAAAUCAUUGCAGUCUGAUAUUUCGGAGAGCUGUAAAUCAGAGCCCGGCUGCGAGUGGAGUUGUCCUGAAGACGUUAACGAAUGCAUAUGCCGCUGCAAAUUCGAUCCGGCCAAUAUUCGCGUCUCACGGGAGUUGAAACCAUCUCCACGUUAAUCAACAAACAAAUUUUUCCUUUUUAUUGGUCGCUUGAUAUUAUUCUCCCUCUCCCCUCAUAACCCCUUGUGCUUUCUAAUUUUGUUGUCUGCCGAUAGAUUAUUGCCGUUUAUAUUUACUCAUCGGGCCCUUCAUAUAAGCUACCCUCUAACUUAUUUCUUGUUUUAAUAUAAAAACAAAAUGGAUGAUAUAUAACUACGAUUAACAAUAAUAAUGAAAUAAAGAAACUACGACAUUAGAAUUUUUCUUUCUCUCCAGACGCUUUUGAGGUCGUUACUGUAUGGUAUGCGUGUGAUGGCGUACCCUAGCGUUAUCAAACCAAAACUAAAUUCGAAUUUUGAUGAAGUGGGGGAUGAACCUAAUGAAUCAUUACAGGUCAUUGUGUUUUCUUUUUCCCAAGUAAAAUGCUAUUAAUAGAAGCAUAAGUUGGCAAUUUGUAAAAAAAAAAAGAAAAACACCCAUUCCACGCAUGCCCGUACGUACCCUUAAAAAUGCGCCUAAAAUGACCGUUACACAAAAACAAAAAAUAAAAAAUAAAAUAAAAAUGGGGUAGGGGAUUCAAAAUAUCCAACGGCAAAGACGGCUCAAUAGGCCAAUGGAGAGAGGCUAUCCCUUGCGCCGGCGGCAAGAGUUUUUAUUUUCGUGCGCAACCUCCGCAUGGGUGUUGGCUUUACUGUGUAUUCCCUGUUCUCGUACUAGCUUCCUGAUGCUGCUUUGUGAGCCCCAUAGACCAAGCACCCAAGCUCCUUUGUGAUAACGUUCUUGAAAAAGUUUUCGACCGCCACUUUGGUUAAAUUUGAUCGUCUGGCUUGUCUUGUACGUUAUUUAUCUUCGCGAAAGUCAGUAAGUACUGUUUAAUAACAUUUCAAUUUGUUUUUGCUAUCCAAAUACGUGAAUAUUGAGUAGAAAUAAUAUCGUCGAGUGGCACAACUACGCUUUUGGGCGCAAACUAAGCCCCUCCUUUGCCAUGAUUUGUCCAAGUCAGACAUGCUUGUUUGGUUCUAACUCAAAUGUUUCAAAAUUCACUAUUAAUUAAAUGUGUCCUCCAUUCUUGAACUGAAUUAGAUUUCUGGAUAGUCCAAAAUGCCCCGUGCUAAAGGAGAUUCAAACAAACCCCGUGGAAGGAUGACUGCUUAUGCUUAUUUCAUGCAAACUUGUCGAGAGGAGCACAAAAAUAAAUAUCCAGAUGAGAACGUAGUAUUUCUUGAGUUCUCCAGGAGGUGUGCUGGACAAUGGAAGCUCAUGACGGAAAAUGACAAAAAGAGGUUCCAAGGAAUGGCAGAGCGUGACAAGCUUCGCUUUGAAAAUGAAAUGAGGCAUUACCAACCCCCUCAAGGUGCAACCGGUCGAGGAACCAAACGCAAACAAGUAAAGGAUCCUAAUGCCCCGAAACGCUCCCUCUCGGCUUUCUUCUGGUUCUGUCAUGAUCUGCGCGGACACGUAAAGGAACAGCAUCCCGAAUACACUCUAGGUGAAAUCGCCAAAGAGUUGGGAAGACGUUGGGGAGUUUCAGAUGAUGCUACCAAAGCCCAGUACGCCGCCAAAGCUGAACAAGACAGAGCGCGUUACGAAAGAGAUAUGAAUGCAUACAAGAAAUCGAAAUUGGAACCACAUAGCGAGUACUACGAUGAAGAUGAAGAAGAAGAUGACGACGAAUAAGGGGUUUCCUCAGUGCGGAGUUUAUUCUGGUUCUCUUUGUUUCUUUAUAGAUCUUUCUUUCCCUUGUUUUAAGAUUAUAUGUGGACAUGUGGUCAAGAAGACAUUCUUCUCCUGUUUUACAACUGCUUAAGAGAAGGUCUUGGAAGAUUGUUCUUACUUUUUCCUAAUUUUAUUUCUGUGACUGCCUCUGUCAUUUUCCUCCUACUUGCUCGGUAUUCUUAUGUGCGUACAACAACAUGUAAGCGUUGGCAUGCUGAAGCGUGAAGAAAACCAAAAUAAUAUCCACGGAUUGCCCUUUUUUUGCAAUACUUCAUGUAAAAACCGGGAAUGUAUUUUUUUUUUGUCUCGCCGUAAGCUCAAUUCAAUCCAGGCACAAGGUCUUAUCGCCAAUUUUUGUCAUACAUCACUCAAGUGUACACAAAAGAAAUCGGCUGAUAAAUUAAGCCCUGUGUCUGGACAUGAAUUUAGCUUAAGUUUAUACCCUGGAAUAAGAAAAAAACAAAAAACAGUUAAGUUCUGAAAUUUGGAUUCUUGAAUUAUUUGGUUCCAGGGUUGGCAAUCUACGAUAUUAGCGUUGCGGUCCUGAAUUCACGUCCGAAAGUCAGUUCUUACAAAAAAUAUUUUGAGUAUCCAACACCCCAUUUCAUUCACUAAUGAAACGUUCUUCAUUUCCCUUGAGCGAACAUUGUCGUAAUUUUUUUUGUACGUCGGCAGCAAACGUGGCUAUGUCUGAAAUACACCAUACGUCAUUUUCCUCUUAAA
This is a messenger RNA of Daphnia pulex (common water flea), 2934 nucleotides long. Its product is annotated as high mobility group protein DSP1-like. Gene Ontology annotation, molecular function: DNA binding, bending. Gene Ontology annotation, biological process: regulation of transcription by RNA polymerase II. The transcript is spliced from 7 exons. Bases 1597 to 2172 code for a protein of 191 amino acids. NCBI's taxonomy places the organism in Eukaryota, Metazoa, Arthropoda, Branchiopoda, Diplostraca, Daphniidae. The record is from RefSeq and is a predicted model, not a curated record.